Messenger RNA from Aureobasidium melanogenum CBS 110374, 1242 nucleotides. RefSeq lists its product as uncharacterized. The transcript has 2 exons. Bases 1 to 1242 code for a protein of 413 amino acids. The record is from RefSeq and is a predicted model, not a curated record. Lineage: Eukaryota; Fungi; Ascomycota; Dothideomycetes; Dothideales; Saccotheciaceae.
AUGCCGCCGAAGUCUAAGACGACAGAGAAGGUUAGCAAAUGGGGCACUGGCCUCUUCGAGAACGACGCAGAUCUAUCCAUCGUCCGUGAUCUAACACGAGAGUCGGGCUUUGAAGAGGCUGGCUCAACCAACUUCCUCUACCUAGGGCACCCGAAAGCACAUGAAUAUCGCAGAUGGUUCGAUUCUGGAGCUCUGAACAAAAUGCUCAAGAAACGCUUGUCGGUCGACGAUACCACAAUCUUUGCAGGCCAAGAUGACAAAGAUUCAAUGUGGCUCUAUCCGCCCAACAGAUGUCGUGGCUAUCAUCUCUGCUUGCUUGGAGCUGUCAUGAUGACACUCGGCUGCAAAAUUCGACCCGACUUCCGCAAAUCUUUGGAAGAACUGCAUACCAAAGUAGGCUUUUCUCGCAAUGCUCAGGUCCAGCUUCGCCAUGCGCUCAACAUCUAUGUUGAUGGUACCGCCUACGACUUCCGAUCCAAGUCUCGUCCUGUUGGCCUCGAUAACGACGAUUGGGCAUCAGACAGUAUGUGGGGCGAUCUCAGUGAAUCUCUGUGCAAGCUGGAUGAUAGCGUCGACCCUUUCAUGAAACAGCUCGCACGACAAAUGUUUGGUCCCCUGAUGAAGUGUGUUAUUGCUGGUGACAACGAGAAACCUCAAGAUGCCUGUGGCUAUUGUGGCAACAAGAAGGCGGACGAUGGCUCGCCCUGCCAGCCCUGUUCUCAAUGUAAUCAACGACUCUACUGCAGUCGCAAGUGGUAUGCUUGGCUCUUGUCUCAUAUAGGAAGAUCACUGUAUGCUGACCGUAUCAUAGUGAGCUUGCACACCGUCCUCAGCACAAGUUGGUCUGCAACGACCGAUUUUAUCGAAUCAUGGGCAACGCUUGGGCCAAGGCUCAGAAGGCUGCCAUCGCAGCCGAAGCACAGGGGUCUUCUUCGGCCAGCGAAGAGGGUGACCAGACGACUGACAAUGCCAGCCGAGUCAAUACUUCAUCGACAGAUGUCACUUCUGCUUCGGCUUCCGCUUCUGCAUCAAUUGCCAACAGCAGCGAUGACUUUGACGACAUGCCUACGUGUGGCAACUGUGGUGUGGAAGCAACUUUUGAACAACCGCUUCUACUGUGCAGAAAGUGCAAGAAACAGCACUACUGCAACAAGAAAUGCCAAAAGUCACACUGGUCUGCCCACAAGAGGCUCUGUCUGGCCUCGACCACAACUUGAGAUAGUUUCUUCAGCUCAGUGCUAG